Molecule: messenger RNA, 1842 nt
Organism: Phialemonium atrogriseum
Lineage: Eukaryota; Fungi; Ascomycota; Sordariomycetes; Cephalothecales; Cephalothecaceae
Exons: 2
Coding region: 1-1842 (613 amino acids)
Cellular component (GO): nucleus
Molecular function (GO): acyltransferase activity, transferring groups other than amino-acyl groups
Source: RefSeq, a predicted model, not a curated record
AUGCCGGCGAUCCUGGAUGACCCGGACGCACCAACCAUCUACCGGGUAUCGGGAGACCCCCCCUAUCCGGACCCGGCUCUCCCGUCCCUCCCACCAUCUGUCGUUCCACGUCAUGUGACACUGCGAGACCGACAGACGGUUGCAAGCGUCGUCCCGUUUGCAUCUCGCUACCAAGUUCCGGACUCUCUCCUGCGCUACCUCAAUGAUCAGUUCAACAAGGAGAUCGAAGGGGGGGACACGUAUCCGAUGAUGGAGACGAUGCCUUUCGAGAAGUUCGCCUCGUAUUGGUUCCAAAAUUUUGGCGCCAUUAUGCUGCUAGGGGACAUAGCAAGCGCCGACGAGGUGGUCGAGGGCAAGGACUGGUCUAAGGAAUGCCUGGGCACCUUCUACAUCAAGCCCAACUAUCCGGGUCGCAGCAGUCAUGUUUGCAACGCCGGCUUUAUUGUCACCGACGCUUCCCGAAACCGAGGCGUGGGCCGGUUAAUGGGCGAGACCUACCUCGAUUGGGCGCCCAAGUUUGGCUACACCUACUCCGUCUUCAACCUGGUCUACGAGACGAACGUGGCGUCUUGCAAGAUCUGGGACGCCCUCGGCUUCAAGCGCAUCGGCCGUGUCAAGGGGUGCGGCAACCUGAAGAGCUACCCCGGCCGCCUCAUCGACGCCAUCAUCUACGGCCGGGAUCUAGGCGACGGCAACGGCAACGGCGGCAACGAGGAACUCGUGAGUGAAGAGCGUUUCGACAAGAUCAAAUUCUACCUCAAAUACGGGCGAUACCCGAACGGCGCUGACCGGGCGGAAAAAAGCAGGCUUCGCAGCGCGGCAACGCACUACAAGCUGCUUGACGGAGAUGUUCUGAUGCUCAAGGACAAGGAGGUCAUCUCGGAUCCGCAGCGGCAGUAUGACAUUGCCCGGAACUUCCAUAACCAGACGCAUGCCGGCAUCAACAAGACCACCGCGACCAUUGCGGAGCGGUAUCACUGGAGCCGCAUCAAGGAGACCGUCUCGGAUGUAAUUAGAAACUGCACUGAGUGUAAGGAGUUGGGGAAGGCCCAGACGCCACUGCCCGGUGGGAAUGGAGGGAAUCAAAUACGUCGCUCAGCUCUCAGUGCGCUGCCUGGCGCUGCCAUUCCAUCCAAGAGGUCAUCUCCUAGUCUCGCUGCCACGGGAUCGAGAGACGCUGCCACUCUUAACGGUCCCAGGAGUCUGGAAUUAUCCGAGCCCGGGCACAUACCCCCAUUUGCUAUACAGUCUCAUUCCUACGCCAACGCGAACGAUAUAGCGGUCGUGACGCCUUCGCACACACUCCAAACGACAGCCAGCGGAACCAUUACAGAGCAUGGCAGUCUCGCCCGGCACAAUCCCAUGUUACAAGACCACCCCCACACCCACGACCCAGACGCAGACACAUUCCAGGCCCUCCUCAACGGCACAAGCGACGUCGACCCAGGCCUGCAUUCCCACCACCACCACCACCACCACCAUCACCACGACGACGACGGCAGUGCCGGCGGCGCCCACCACGAUGACGACGACGAGGCUGACCAGGCGGCCGUCGAUCGCGAUCUGGAGAUGCUGAUCGAGCCGCAAGACGAUGACGAGGACGAGAACGAUGGCGCGGGCGCGGGCGGGAGUAACGACGGCGACGACCGCGGGCCCGCGACGAUGGUCAUUGACGGCGGCGGUGGUGCGGUGGGAGCCAGGACGGCGAGCGGGAAAAUGGAUGUGAAUCACCUGCUUUCGUCGCAUGUGGAUGAUGAUGAGGAGCAGGAGACGGUGGGGAGGGAUGUUGAUCCGGGUAGGGGGAGGGGGAUCUACGAUGUUGGGUUUGGGGGGUCGGGAUAG